Messenger RNA from Bipolaris maydis ATCC 48331, 495 nucleotides. The record is from RefSeq and is a predicted model, not a curated record. NCBI's taxonomy places the organism in Eukaryota, Fungi, Ascomycota, Dothideomycetes, Pleosporales, Pleosporaceae.
AUGCAAGGCCAGUUCCGUAGAAGUAGACUGAAGCAUGGCAGCACCUGGAUUCCAUCCGCCUGCUAUGAUCACACUAUUGCCAAGUAUCCUGGCAGUAACGACGAUGCUCUUUACUCGGAGUCUAGAGGCAUGGCACUCUAUCCGGCUUUCUGGGAUGAAGAGCUCACGCAACCUGCAACACAUCAUGACGUCAUGUCGGCCGCGUUCGACAACGUACUGAGUGGUGAUAACAUUACGUUUUGGAGAAACUCGACAUAUCAUGUUAUUCAUUGCCUGUACGUAUGGGGUUUGGGUACUAAUGCACUUCAUCGAUACCUAGAAGGUGACCAAAGUGUGUAUGUCUUGUCCGAUGGAUCUAGCCCUCAGCAUACUUUGCAUUGCAGCAAUUAUAUUUUCGAUUAUAUACAUACGAGCCCCCCAAAGAAUAUUAGGAUCAUACCCCGUUUUGAUUACUGUGUUGGAAGAGAUGAGAAGCAGGAAGAAACGGUUGAAUAA